This is a messenger RNA of Saprolegnia diclina VS20, 746 nucleotides long. RefSeq lists its product as hypothetical. NCBI's taxonomy places the organism in Eukaryota, Oomycota, Saprolegniomycetes, Saprolegniales, Saprolegniaceae. The record is from RefSeq and is a predicted model, not a curated record. The coding region runs from base 1 to 336 and encodes 111 amino acids. The transcript has 3 exons.
AUGAUUUCUAUCACGUCGCUUGCGCUCCUCGCCUCGGCAGUGGUGGUGGCGCCCCAGGCGCUCACUGCGCCGACGAUCGUGCUCACGACGGUGCGGUGCGCCAAAUACAACCUGGUCCCAUACGCCUCGGUGGGUCGCACUGUGUCCGCGGCAGCGCUGACGGCGAGCGCAUCCAAGUCCAAACGCCAAGUUCCACCCAAGUUCACCGAGAACUCGCUCGUCUACGACUUUGCGAUUGUCGAGUUGGAGGCGCCAUCCAAGAUCACGCCGGUCGAGACUUCGUUCGAGAACGACGCGGCCAACUCCGUCCGUGGCUGGGGCUUUGACGCACCAUAACCGAUGGGCGGCACGAGAUCGCCUGUACUCAAGGCACUGAGCCUUAGAUCUUGGCCAGCAGGAUUUUCCUUUCAAAAGAGGAGAACGUACGCCUCGUGCGCAGGCCUUCGUGUCCUCGCCUCGGGGACCAAAAGCGCUGUUUGUGUAACAGAAGCCAUUGUCCAUCUCGACAAGUGGUCCGACGGGCCACUGCGCCAAAUGAACCAGAUGUGGUUCGUCUUGGUUUAAAGCACUUGGCGCGGACAUUGAAUUGCCAGCCGCACAACAGUAACUCAAGUACCAUCGCUGCAUGUCCUCUGCGAUUCACCGCCGAAGGUGUGUCACGUUGUCCACGUCGUCGGUCUCGUCACUCGCGGUGGCCUUGGCGGCAAGAAUUGCCAACACGGUCGCAAGCGCAGCCCACUUUUUCC